UAUCACAGCAAAGCGUCGUCAGUUCAUACAUAUACAUGUUUUUUUUUCUAUCAAAUAAAUAUAUAUGCUCCUUGGAAUGGAUGUGCAAUAUAUGUGUGCUGACAAACGAGUACAUUGGCAUUUGUUUGAUGAAUUUCCUUUCCACAUUUUCCUGUUUCAACUUCCUUCACUCACUUCGGUUCAUCGUUACAUCGCAUCGCAUCGCAUCUCAAUUCGCAUCAAUACAUGAACAUGCUUACAUCAUUUUCUAGCAUACAACGAAACAUUUCGUUUCCUCUUCAAUUCUUCGCAUUCAACGGAGACACAAAUCACGGAAUUUUAGAUUUCAUUUAAAAAUUUAUUGAUUUUUCCGUGCUAUUGCUGCUGCUCAAAAAUAGAAUACAAUUAUUUCGAAGAAAAAUAAGCGACCACAUAAUAACCGAAAAUUUGUGGGCCAUUAAUGAUGGAGCUGAGAAUAUUUAAUGGUAGCCUUUAAGUCACCAUAUAUAGAAAUUUAUGCAUAAAUUAUUACGAUCAACAAUUCGAAUGUAAAAAGUUACAUUGAAGACGCCAACCAUCAUAUGUGUAAUCAAAGUAAUUCAAUCCUUGGUCAAAGAUUAUUAACUGAUGACAUUUCAAGAAAAAUAUACAUCGAGGGAGCAUAAGCUCGACUCAAUUUUUCUUUUGAAUUGACGGAAAGAAAGACAAUAAAAACGUGUCACACAAUGGAACAAUACAUCCCUAUUUAUUUUAUUACAAUUUUUCCAUAGAGUUCAGCUGUAUCCAGCCAUAUGUUCAAUUUUCCCACAAAAUUCAUUUAAAAAAAAGAGUAACAAACCAAAACGAACCACAAUUACUGCAGAUACACGCGUAUGGUUGAAGCAGUGGCCCAACUGAAUUAUACAUUGAAUUCGAAGGUGACCGUAGCAAAUCAGACAACAAUUAUCGCGAGCGGCACUUCGAACAGCGUCAAAACAACAACAGUGAAUGUGCCGAAUAUGGCCGUUGAAUCGACGAAUGAUUUCAAUCUUAUAGCGGCCAAUUGCAAUACAAAUGUUUGCUUCUUUUGCCAGAAGACCUUCACGAAUGUGUACAAUUGUCGCCGGCACAUUCGCACUCAUAGUGGGGAAAAGCCGUUUCAAUGCAACGUGUGUGGAAAGAAAUUCUCACGACAAUCCACAUUAAAUGCUCAUGAAAAGGUUCAUACAGGUAAUCAAAUAUUUAAAUGUGAGGUGUGUGGGCAGGCCUUUGAUGUGUAUCGCCACUUGACGGAGCAUAUGAUUGUUCAUCGUCAGGAUAAGCCGUUCACGUGUAAGAUUUGCAAUAAGAGCUACAGUCGUGCAACGGUGUUGAGUCAGCACAUGAAAUCCCAUCCGACGAGCGGUAGCUUUGAUACGUUGCCGAAUACCGUUACAAUUACAUCGACCACAUCGAAUGAUUCGCCACAAACAACGGUCACAACCACUGUUGGGUCGAUGCCGGUCACAUUGCAACCGGUGUACAAAUGCCAACAAUGCGAAAAAAUGUUUGUCACCCCGAGUGAAUUGAAAGACCACGAAUCGGUGCACACGUCGCAGCAGAAGGAGGAGAAGAAGGCGGUCAAUCUCAAAGAAGUCAUCGUUAUGGUUAAGCCUGAAGAGCCCCAAAUUGUUCAACUGAUGCCACAAAUCAAGUGCUACAUUUGCGAUGAACACUUCAAUUCGGAGCAAGAACGUACUGCCCAUGCAUUGGUUCACAAUCGUAUUGUGGUCAAUGAUACGCCACAAUCGAUUCAAGUGACCCAAAUCUCAGCACCAACCAUUCCGGUCACAACCAUCGAACCACCGACUCUGCCGCCAGUGACGAGUUUAGAUGCAGAAAUGGCCGCAGUUACGGAUGAGAUCACCUUUGAUGAUGUCAUCAAAUUGACGUUGCUCGAAAAUAAAUCGCCGUGCAAUGUGUGUGGCAAAAGUCACACCAAGUGUCAACCGUGUGAAAAGUUCAAGUGUGACGUUUGCGAUAAGCGAUUCAGUAACUUGGGCAAUUUUAAUGUGCACAAACGAAUUCAUAAACGUGAAAAACCGUUCCGGUGCUCGGUUUGCGGCAAAAGUUUUCGCCUAUCCAAAAGUCUUACGGUUCACAUGGUAUUGCAUACGGAAAACGAGUCCUUCGAUUGUCCGGUCUGUGAUCGUAGCUUCAAUCGCAGUGGCUCGUUAAAAGUUCACAUGAAAUCACAUACAACGGCCGAACUACAACAACCCAAACGAUCCUACAUUGAUGUCGGAUUCGGUCACGAUGCCGAUGACGAUUUAUUUGGAGACGAUGAAGAGAAUAAUCGAGACGUGAUGCUGGAUUUUAUCGAUGAUAAUCCAACAUUUUGCGAUAUUUGUGGCGAAAAAUUCAUUCAGUGCAAUGCAAAUACACGUACUCACAAGUGCUCAAAGUAUUCAAUCGACGAGGAUUUCGAUGAUGAUGAUGAACAACUGUCGUCAUUGGACAUUUGGAAUUGUGUUGAGUAAAUGUCGGAUAGUAAAAUAUGAUAAGGUAUAGGUUUCAUAACUGCCCACCAAAAUGGGCAGCAAAAUUCAAGUUUUUCUUCUUUAUGUGUAAGUAUUUCUCAAAUGAGAGUUAAACAGUUGUAACAAACUAUGCGAUAAGUGAAAUGUUUUUUUUUCUACUGGGAAAAAAAAUUGAAAAACUUCAGAAAUUAAGGGAAAAUUUACAGAUAAAUUGGUGUUCUAAACGAACAUUAUCGAAUAUUUAAGGAGAACAAUUAUUUUAAACGUUUGAGCUAUUGUUUUACAGCGAUUAAAUUGACUAUGAUGCAUGUCACACAAACACACCAAAAAAUAAAACGAAACAUAAAUUAUUGAGAGUAUUGAAACACCGAACAAUUUGUGUGUCGCAUGGAAUAAAUUAUGCAUAAAUUCAGUGUUAAGAAUAGCUAGUGACAUUUGUGUUCAGUAUUGAUUAGUUUUUUUUCUUUGGAAUAUAAGAAUGAUAAAAGAGUCAAUUCAACUCUCAAGGUCAUUUCUCUUUUUGUAGUGCAAAAAUAAAACAUUUGAGCCUUGUUCAUUUAGUUUAAAUGAUUUAGUUCACAAUUUUGGGUUCCUUUUGCCGGGGAAAACUGUUUUAGCCAAAUUCAAACAAAAACCAACACAUUGUUUUAGUUCGAUUAGUAUUUUUGUUGAUUGAAAUUCCAAAUUUGGACAAUGAUUUUCGUAGCUAAUUAUUAUCGGAAUUUUACCGUAUUUGUUUGCCAGCUUUGGAAAUAUUCGUAACAAUUCAUGUAAUCUAUUGUAUUGAACAUGUGAAAAAUAAACUUUUUUUUGCGAUGGAAAUGCAAA
Sitodiplosis mosellana (orange wheat blossom midge) is the source of this 3305-nucleotide messenger RNA. RefSeq names its product zinc finger protein 184-like. The transcript has 3 exons. Gene Ontology annotation, cellular component: nucleus. NCBI's taxonomy places the organism in Eukaryota, Metazoa, Arthropoda, Insecta, Diptera, Cecidomyiidae. Bases 852 to 2477 code for a protein of 541 amino acids. The record is from RefSeq and is a predicted model, not a curated record.